GCCCGCGCUUCCGCUGCGCCGCGCUUGGCUCCCGCGGCUUCCCGUCGCGGUGUCGCGCAGUCGUCCGUCGGAGCGACACUACGGUCAGUCGGCGACCGGACAGGGAAGAUGGACGCAGCCACCUUGACAUAUGAUACUCUCCGGUUUGCCGAAUUUGAAGAUUUCCCUGAGACCUCAGAGCCUGUUUGGAUUCUGGGCAGAAAAUACAGCAUUUUCACAGAAAAGGACGAAAUCUUGUCUGAUGUGGCAUCCAGACUCUGGUUUACAUACAGGAGGAACUUUCCAGCCAUUGGGGGAACUGGCCCUACCUCAGACACAGGCUGGGGCUGCAUGCUUCGAUGUGGACAGAUGAUCUUUGCCCAGGCCCUGGUAUGCCGGCACUUAGGUCGAGAUUGGAGAUGGACUCAACGGGAGAGACAACCUGGCAGCUACUUCAGUGUCCUCAAUGCUUUCCUCGACAGGAAGGAUAGCUACUACUCCAUCCACCAGAUAGCGCAAAUGGGAGUUGGCGAAGGCAAGUCUAUAGGCCAGUGGUACGGGCCGAACACUGUUGCCCAGGUCCUCAAGAAGCUUGCUGUAUUCGACACGUGGAGUUCCCUGGCUGUACACAUAGCAAUGGACAACACUGUGGUGAUGGAGGAAAUCAGAAGGUUGUGCAGGGCCAGCCUUCCCUGUGCAGGGGCUGCUGCACUUCCUACAGAUUCAGAGCCGCACUGUAACGGGUUCCCUGCUGGAGCUGAAGUCACCAACAGGCCAUCGGCCUGGAGACCCCUAGUACUUCUCAUCCCUCUCCGCCUGGGACUUACAGACAUCAAUGAGGCCUAUGUGGAGACGCUGAAGCACUGUUUCAUGAUGCCCCAGUCCCUGGGUGUUAUCGGAGGGAAGCCCAACAGUGCCCACUACUUUAUUGGCUACGUUGGUGAGGAACUCAUUUAUCUGGACCCCCAUACUACACAGCCUGCAGUGGAGCUGACUGACAGCUGCUUUAUCCCUGAUGAGAGCUUCCAUUGCCAACACCCUCCCUGCAGGAUGGGCAUUGGAGAGCUGGACCCGUCCAUUGCCGUGGGGUUUUUCUGUAAGACUGAGGAAGACUUUAACGAUUGGUGUCAGCAAGUCAAAAAGCUAUCCCUGCUUGGCGGUGCCCUGCCCAUGUUUGAGCUGGUAGAACAGCAGCCUUCCCAUCUGGCCUGCCAGGAUGUCCUGAACCUGUCCCUAGAUUCUUCUGAUGUAGAGAGGCUGGAGAGGUUCUUUGACUCUGAAGAUGAAGACUUUGAAAUCUUAUCCCUCUGAAGAUCCUGGGGUUUGGGGAUGGCCUCCAUGGCCCUCGUUGGGGUGCUUUGAGAACCCAGACCUGCCUUGGGCACUCAGUGUCACCGCAUUCCAUCCACCCAGCCCACCCCUGCCGAGUGCUGUGCGCCUGUGCCACCUGUGUCCAGAGGGCCUGCUCUGCUCAUGGACCAAGGACUGCGGUGCCUGGAGGCCUUACUGCUUGGAGUCAGACUGCCUAACCCCAAACGCGAAGGGUCUGUCCACAUGAGAAGUCGCCCGUCAGAAGGCCUAGUCAGGAAGAGCAGCAGGUCAGGAGCUUCCAGAGUUCUCCACUUGACACUGCCAGCCCUGGUCAGCACAUCAGCUUUGGUUCUGCUUUCUCCUGGGCACCUGGGUCUGUGGUUUAUUUGGAAUUAAAGCCCUGUUUGAAGUUGCUUAACAAAGACAUGAGUUUCUAGGACACUUCCAGGUCAGUCUUAGAAGACCUGCAGGUUGAUGUGUACAGAGUCUCAGCCAUGUCAUGGCCUCAUGCUGCUGGGCAGGGUGAGCUUUUGGGCUGUCUCCUCUGCCUAGUGUGAUUUCUCAAGGGCUACCUCAGUGGGAGAGCAUAUGGAAAGAAUUACAAGAUUGCUACUUGCUUUGGAGAGAAAGUAUUCUGGUGGGGCAUUUGGAAAACCCAAAGAUAACAGUGUACAUGGGCCCAGUGUGGACACCUGAGCCAUGGGGCAGCUGACAAGCUCCUAGGGCGUCUGGAGCCAUGGUCCAGAGGCUCCCCAUCAGGACCCCACUAGGGAAGAGAUUCAUUUCCUACAAGGGGUUGAUGCAUUUCAAGACCCACCGCCUUCUGCUGUUAGCUUGCCACCCAGCUUCCCUCUGGGAGGAAAGGGAGGGGAGCAGAGCUGCUCUUUGCUUGUGACACUGUGCCCGCUGGUGGUGGGGGACACAUUGCUACUUGAGCCUUCUUCCAUGUUCUUGCCCUUCUCAGAAACACUCCUGGGUCAUAGAGAAUUGCAGAUGGUUUGGGGCCAAAAAGGUUAAGGAGCUAUGGCUUUUAGUUCACAGUAGACAUUUAAACAGAGCAGGUAGCUCCAGGCACUAGCAGGUGAAGUGUCCAGCCCCUCCUUGGCACUCAUUUUCAUACCUGCCACCUUCUAACUCUGGCUUUCUGGGCCUUCAAGCUUUGAUGCUCCAGGUCUGCUAUCUUGGAGAGCGGCCUCUCCUCUCCCCAGACUAUAUGAACAGGGUAUGGCAGCCUGGGAUGGCCCUUGUAGGAGCUUUUGCUAAAAGCCCUUUCUUAGGACCCUGUAAAUGGGUGAGACUGAAGCUGCUCCUUGAUGGCGUAUGCCAGAUAUGGCAGCUUUAAGUAGCCCACAGAAUAAUGGGAUACCCCUACCUACCAAGUGUUGAUGACAUAAUUUAUUUCCUCGUACUCUUCCUCCUAUAUCGUGUCCCUUAGCCCCAUUCCCCUUGGGGCUCCACUUCCUGAGUCCAGUAGUCAUUGUGCUGCUGUGUGUGGCCCAAGGUCUUGCUGCAGCUCCUGCUGAUGGUACUGAGGGUGGAUGUGUGGAACACUACAACCUGAGAAAACUUCCUGGGUUGUUCAUUCUUAGUAGUAUAGUUUGCGAUUCUUAAUGGUAAAUAAUAAGUUUCAGUAGAAAACAAA
Messenger RNA from Onychomys torridus (southern grasshopper mouse), 2932 nucleotides. It is a transcript of the gene Atg4b, whose product is annotated as autophagy related 4B cysteine peptidase. Gene Ontology annotation, molecular function: protein-phosphatidylethanolamide deconjugating activity. The record is from RefSeq and is a predicted model, not a curated record. NCBI's taxonomy places the organism in Eukaryota, Metazoa, Chordata, Mammalia, Rodentia, Cricetidae. The transcript is spliced from 13 exons. The coding region runs from base 109 to 1290 and encodes 393 amino acids.